This is a messenger RNA of Fraxinus pennsylvanica, 777 nucleotides long. The record is from the annotation of a GenBank genome assembly. NCBI's taxonomy places the organism in Eukaryota, Viridiplantae, Streptophyta, Magnoliopsida, Lamiales, Oleaceae.
AUGGAUCCAACACAUCCAGUACCGGAGCCGCAGAAGACUGACGUCGUUCCGGCUACGGCUUCCGCAUAUCUCGACCCUAGUUACUGGGACCAGAGGUUUGCUGAAGAAGAACAUUACGAAUGGUUCAAAGAUUACUCUCAUUUCCGUCAUCUCAUCCUUCAACACAUAAAACCCGAUUCAUCUAUUUUGGAGGUGGGUUGUGGAAAUUCUCAGCUCUCUGACGAAUUAUACCAAGAUGGAAUUACUGCUUUGACCUGCAUUGACUUGUCAUCAGUUGCUGUCGAGAAGAUGACGCGACGAUUAUUUACCAAGGGCUACAAAGAAAUUAAAGUGCUGGAAGCUGACAUGUUAGACCUGCCUUUUGAAGAUGAAUGUUUUGAUGUGGUUAUAGAGAAAGGAACCAUGGAUGUCUUGUUCGUGGACAGUGGUGACCCGUGGAACCCAAAGCCGGAGACAUCGAGCAAAGUUAUGGCAAUGCUUCAAGGUGUUCAUAGAGUUUUGAAACCUCAUGGCAUUUUCCUCUCUAUCACCUUCGGCCAGCCACACUUCAGGCGUCCUUUCUUUAAUGCUCCAGAAUUUACCUGGUCCAUUGAGUGGAGAACAUUUGGUGAUGGAUUUCAUUAUUUCUUCUAUAUCUUGAAGAAGGGCAAAAGAUCAUUAGACUACAACGGAGAUGCUGCAAAGACGAUGAAUCCUAUAUAUUUCGAACCAAUUUCGAUGAGAUGUGAUAUCAGAUAUAGAAGUUUGCUCUUAGCCAUUCCCCUGUAUUGUGAUUGA